UUGGCGGCGGCGGCGACAACAAAUAUCUCUGCGCUAGGUGUUCCCCUUGCCUGCAGUAAGGGCCGCCGCUUCGAGUCCCCGUCCCGGCGAGCCCAGGUGCCUUCUCCAAGAGGAGCAGCAGGAGGGAGACAUGGCCACAAGAUUGCUGCCAGCCCAGGCUCUGGAGUCUGUGACAUUCAGGGAUGUGGCUGUGUUCUUCAGCCGGGAUGAGUGGUUGCAUCUGGACUCUGCGCAGAGAACCUUGUACCAGGAGGUGAUGCUGGAGAACUACAGCACUCUGUUCUCGCUGGGGAUUCUGUUUUCCAAACCAAAAGUUAUCCUCCAGUUAGAGCAAGGGGAAGACCCCUGGAUGGUGGAAAAUGGAGUUUCUCAAAGCACAUGUCUAGGAUGGGAGAGCUUGUUUGAAACCACAGUUUCUGAAGAAGAAAAUCAGGAAGUAAUGAAUCAACUCAUAGGUGAUGGUCCUUUUGACUUCAAGUUGGGAGAAAUCUACAUAAAUGAGGAAAAACUAGAGAAUCAGCAAGGCAAAAAGAACAGACCUUUGAGGGAAGUCUUAGUUACCAUCAAGAAAACCUGUAUGAAGGAGAAGAACUUUACAGGUAUUGACCUUGGGAAAAAUUUUGAUCUAAAAUUAUCACUUAUUAGAAAACCCAGAAUUGUUUCCAGAGGAAGGAAACCCUGUUCACAGCAGUAUUCAGUUCUAUUUAAACAGCUGGGAAUCAACACAGUGCGUAAGUGUUACAAGUGUAGUAUCUGCGGGAAAAUCUUCCUCCACAGUUCUUCUCUGAGUAAACAUCAGAGAAUCCAUACUGGAGAGAAGCUCUAUAAAUGUAAGGAAUGUAGGAAAGCUUUUAGCCAAAGCUCAUCUCUAACUCAGCACCUGAGAGUUCAUACUGGAGAGAAGCCUUAUAUAUGUAGUGAAUGUGGAAAAGCCUUCAGUUUCACUACAUCUCUCAUUGGACAUCAGAGAAUGCAUACUGGAGAGAGACCCUAUAAAUGUAAUGAAUGUGGAAAAACAUUUAAAGGUAGUUCAUCCCUUAAUAAUCACCAGCGAAUUCAUACUGGAGAAAAGCCCUAUAAGUGUAAUGAAUGUGGGAGAGCCUUUAGCCAGUGCUCAUCUCUUAUUCAGCAUCAUAGAAUUCAUACUGGAGAGAAACCGUAUGAAUGUAGUCAGUGUGGGAAAGCCUUUACUUCAAUAUCGCGGCUAAGUAGACACCAUAGAAUUCAUACUGGAGAGAAACCCUUUAAUUGUAAUGAGUGUGGAAAAGUAUUUAGUUACCACUCAGCUCUUAUUAUACAUCAGAGAAUUCACACUGGUGAGAAACCUUAUGCCUGUAAAGAAUGUGGGAAAGCCUUCAGCCAAAGCUCAGCUCUUAUACAACAUCAAAGAAUUCAUACUGGAGAAAAACCUUACAAAUGUAAUGAAUGUGGGAAAGCUUUCUCCUGGAUUUCACGGCUUAAUAUACACAACAGAAUCCAUACUGGAGAGAAACCAUAUAACUGUAAGGAAUGUGGAAAAGCCUUCAGUUCCCACUCAGCAGUUAAUACUCAUCGAAAAAUUCAUACUGGAGAGAAACCUUAUAAAUGUAAUGACUGUGAAAAAGCCUUCAACCAAAGCUCAGCUCUCAUUCAGCACCAGAGAAUUCAUACUGGAGAGAAACCAUAUAACUGUAAAGUAUGUGGGAAAGCCUUUAGACAGAGUUCAUCCCUUAUGACACAUAUGAGAAUUCAUACAGGAGAAAAGCCUUAUAAAUGUAAAGAAUGUGGGAAAGCUUUCAGUCAGAGCUCAUCCCUUACAAAUCAUCAGAGGACUCAUACUGGAGAAAAACUAUAAGUUAAAUGCAAUGAAUGUGGAAAAAGCUUCAACCAGAGUCUACAUCUUAUUGAACACCAGAGAAUUCAUACUGGUGAGAAACCUUACAAAUGUAAUGAGUGUGGGAAAACCUUCAGCCACAGAUCAUCCCUUCUUGCCCAUCAGAGAAUUCAUACUGGAGAGAAACCUUACAAAUGUAAUGAAUGUGAGAAAGCAUUUAGCAGUAGUUCAACCCUAAUCAAACAUCUGAGAGUGCAUACUGGAGAGAAACCCUAUCAAUGCAAGGAAUGUGGUAAAGCCUUUAGCCAGUGUUCAACCCUCACUGUACAUCAGAGAAUUCAUACUGGAGAGAAACUCUAUAAAUGUGGAGAAUGUGAGAAGGCCUUCAAUUGUAGAGCAAAACUUCAUAGACAUCAAAGAAUCCAUACCGGUGAGAAACCCUAUAAAUGUAGUGAAUGUGGGAAAAGUUACAGCCAGUUUACAUCCCUGGCUGAACAUCAGAGGCUUCAUACUGGAGAACAACUGUGUAAAUGCUUGGAAUGUGGGAGAAACUUCACUCGCAUCUCAACCCUUAUUGAACAUCAGCGGAUUCAUACUGGACAAAAACCAUAUCAAUGUAAUGAAUGUGGGAAAGCCUUCAACCAGUAUUCAUCCUUUAAUGAACAUCAGAAAAUUCAUACUGGGGAAAAACUUUACACAUGUGGAGAAUGUGGGAAAGCCCUUGGUUGCAAAUCUAACCUUUAUAGGCAUCAGAGAAUUCAUACUGGAGAGAAACCCUAUCAGUGUAAUCAGUGUGGAAAAGCUUUCAGCCAGUAUUCAUUCCUAACUGAACAUGAGAGAAUCCAUACUGGAGAGAAACUCUAUAAAUGUAUGGAAUGUGGGAAAGCCUACAGUUACAGAUCAAACCUUUGUAGACACAAAAAAGUUCACAAUAAAGAAAAAUUUUAUAAAUGGAAGGAAUAUGGGAUCAGAGAAUUUCUUAGAGGAGAUAAGCCUUGUGAGGUUUAAUUCAUCUCUCAAAUACUUUAAGAUUUCUCAUUGGAGAAUAAUCAGGAGAAUAAUAAAUAGGGCACAGACUUCUGAUAGAUCAAGUCUUUUUUUAUCUUCUUCUCGAGAAAAUAGUUACCAUUAAGUAAUGGUAAAAUUAAUCAACGAAUAUUAAGAGCACUGACUUGUCAAAUUUUAUAAGAACCAGUAAAUUCUAAGGUUUCUAAAAACAUAAAAAUUUUAAAUUCAUAGA
Messenger RNA from Balaenoptera ricei (Rice's whale), 3053 nucleotides. RefSeq names its product zinc finger protein 879 (gene ZNF879). NCBI's taxonomy places the organism in Eukaryota, Metazoa, Chordata, Mammalia, Artiodactyla, Balaenopteridae. Gene Ontology annotation, biological process: regulation of cytokine production; negative regulation of transcription by RNA polymerase II; regulation of immune system process. The record is from RefSeq and is a predicted model, not a curated record. The transcript has 6 exons.